AUAGUGUGCAAAAUUACAAGGUAACUAUAGAAUGUAUGCUGUAGAUGAUAUCUGCUAUUUCAGUGUUAAUUUUGUUGCUAUUAUCAGAGCAUCACUGGAAGAUCAACAGUUUUGUUUUGUUUUUUUUUUAUCUUAAUGGGAGACUUAGUUUCAAUUUUGUUCACUAUAAUUUAAUAUUGCAAUUAGAUUGUGAUGUUUGCAGUUGCUAUGUAGCUUAAAUAGAGAGAAUUUAUGCCUAUAGGUCCCUUAGUUUUAAAGUCUUUCUCUAUGCUAGUUUGAGGUUAUUUGCCAAAGUAAUGGAUUGAGAACAGCUGUGAGACCCUAAAGCAGAAGAACAUUUUGAACAGCCCAUGGAAUUAAAAGAAGUGGAUGUGAGUCAAAUAGAGACACAUUGCAAAGAAACACUGUAGAUCCAAAACCAAAUUCCGAACUGCAAGGGACAAGAUGUGAAGUUUUCAUCUUUUGGACAGUCACUGUAGGGGGACACAGGAUAUUGCUAAGCAGUUCUUUUUUUGUUUUGUUUUUUCUUGACUUAUUAUUGGAGAAAAAAAGUCUGUUUUGCCCCACUAUCAAAUGCAUUAUAUAACUUUCAUAUUCCUUUCGGGGAGCGGAGAAAUGGUUACAAGGAUUUAGGAGUUUCUGAAUUGACUGUCAGUAUGAUGGAUCAAUAUGUAACAGAGACUUCUUGAAUUCUUUUGAGGGCCAUUGGUAGUUUUGUGGUUAUAGCUUUUCUUUGUUAGAUUACUACAAUAAGUUAUGAUUAUAUACUGUGCACAAAUUUUGAAACACACAUUAGUAAGCCAAAAGUGGCGAAUCUAAACAAUCCUAGAUUUUGCUAAAUAAAUCCAGGACGAUACUGUGUAUCUACUUGGAGUGCAGUUUACAGACAAAUACUUCUUUUCUAUCUUAGAAUAGUAUUUGGAGCUUCUGAGAUUAAGUAUUUUUGUAACGCUUGUUAAUGGUUUAGAGAACUUAAUAAUGGAUUAAUAACAGAUUUGGAAAAAAAAAAACACUAUCUCAAGGAAGCAGGGAGCUUUCAGUAGAUCUCUGAAUCCCAGUCUUAGUGCACAAACUGUAAAGACAGUGAAGACAGAGCUGUCAUAACAUCAGACACAGCUGUUUUGAAAAUUUGCAUUUCUUAUUUUGCUAGAAAGCUAAAGAAAAGCCAGAUGAAGAGGUAGCUGGAAAGAACAUUAUGAAGACAGAGCAUGGAAUUAUGGUGAACAGUAACCGACAUAACCUGUACAUUUUGCAUCCAGUGAUCCAAAGAAACACUAAACUACACAGAGUGGGUUCAGUCACCUUCUUGGUUGGAAAGACACCCAAAGAAAUCCGCAGGAGACAAUUUGAGGAAAUUGCAUCCCACUUUAAAAUGGGAUCAGUGGAAGAACUUGCAGAACAUAUUGCAAAAGCUACAUCAGAAUCACGGCAGAAGUUGCUGAGGGAAUUUUACAUUUCAAAGCAUCCAGAAAUUGAGUCUUUGUUUUCAGUGGAAGUACCAGCACAAGUUGCACAUGACUAUGAAGAAGGAGAUGCGGCUGCAAGAAAAUCAAGGAAAAGAAAAUGUGUUGUUAAUUCCGGAAAAUGUAAGUCUGGACCUUCAUCAGCUAAAGAAUUUCUUCCGAGUGGAACUACAGAACUGCUGAACCAGCAAAGCUGUGAAGUAGAGCAACUUUGCAAUGACUCAUGCUUGCAAGAUACUAUGUGUGUUGAUGUGAAAUAUAGACAAUCACCCACUGUUGCAACUGAACAUACUGAGAGGAGUAACAAUCAGGCAUUCAAGGAUUUUAUAACAUCUGGUUCAUUAAACAGUAAAUCAGAAAUAAUUGAGGUGCUGUCUGUAAAAAGCUGUGAAGGACAGCAGGACCCAGAAGUAGCAGAGCUGCCAAGAAAAAGAUCCCUGUCUCUGUCAGAAAACAGGGAGAGAAGAGCUAAGGCUGACAAAGAGUCUUUCCUUGACUUACUUGGAGAUACCUCUAUUCUCAAUGUUCUCUUCAGAAAUAGUGGGAAAAAAACUACAGAAUCACCACAGAGAAUCCCUUCAGGACAAAUAGAAAAAUCAAAGGAGAGACCAAAAGAUUUCUGGGACAUGCUGAAUGAGCAGAAUGAGGAGAGCCUCAGAAAGCUCACAGACAUGACAGUUAUAGAGGAGCUAUGUGAAAGAGCACCUCAUCCACCGCUGACAGAAAAGAGAGAGGUGUGUGAAAAUUCUCUUUGGAAAAAAAAUGAAAACUUUUUAUGGAGAAAAUACAGUUCAGAUGAUUCAGAUGAACCGUCUUCAGCUACAUCUUUUAACGUAGUAAAAUGAUAGUUUUCGACAUGAGUUGUGCUAGAAUUAUUUUAUUAGUUAAAUGAACAUUAUAAUAUAUACAACUUCAGCAAUAUGCAGUGAAACAUGAUACCUCCAUAAGUUAGAAGACAAAGUGAUGAAUUCCUAUUUAUGAUGACCUCAAUUUACAUUUUACAUUUCCUGUACUGUGUAUUAUUACUAAACUAUGACAAACUAAAUUGAGAUAAAAUUAUUUUUAAAUGUUUUGAGUGCACUUGCUUUAUUGAAUGAUGAUAAUCCUAGAUCGUAUUAUUCCUGCUGAUGUUCCUCGGUUGGUACUAGUACUGAGCGGUUUCCCCCCUUCACUCACAUUUCCUGCCUUUACACAUCCUGUCAGAAUCUAUGUUAACAUGAUUUUGAUCAGUUUGACUAUAAAGCUGUGAAGCUCCUAAUUUUUUUUUUGUGCUGUAUGGCAGUGAGUUCUUCAUCUUAGUUAAUGUGGAGGAUGACCAAUUUUUGCUUGUUACCUGUGUCUCUUGGUGUGAAAUCUCCAGCAUAUUAAAUGAUGGCACAUGUUAAAUUUCAUCUGUCAUUAUGCUUCCUCUAUUUUAUUGAUUUAUAUAGACUAUUGUUAUGCCUUUGUUGGAAGGUGUGGUCUGGAUGUAUUUUAGUGUUAAUAAUUUUUAUAUGCAAUUACAAAUGUUUCCAUUUUUAAAUGUGUGUUUUCUAGUGAAUUUCAAGAACAACUUAGUGCCAUUCAGUAAUUCAUACUCACUGUUGUCUCUAUUUCAUAUAUCUGACUAUUCAGUAUGAGAAUAAAUGGGUGGGACAAAAAUGAAAAGCAAAUAUGAUUUAUUCUUGAAAACUGUAAUUUCUUGCUCGGCACAAAUGAAUCAUGUUUCCUUUUGUGAGCAUUGCAUACUGGAAAAAAAUUUAAAUUGUAAAUAAAAUAAUUUGUUUAAAUAUAAUGUCUGAUUGCAUGUGCAGUUAAAAUCAGAUUGCAUCAAAGACUGAGCCUUUAUUUUAUUUUAACUCA
Molecule: messenger RNA, 3305 nt
Organism: Phasianus colchicus (ring-necked pheasant)
Lineage: Eukaryota; Metazoa; Chordata; Aves; Galliformes; Phasianidae
Source: RefSeq, a predicted model, not a curated record